AUGGCAGCACUCCCUACAUCUUAUGAUGUCGUCUGGGGAAAACCGGGCGUCAAUGGAUCAGCCGAUUCAAUGCCUCUCGGUGGUGGUGAUAUUGGUCUGAACACAUGGUAUGAGAAUGGCACCAUCCUUAUGUACGUCGCCAAAAGCGGCACCUUUGACGAGAAUAACUCGCUUCUGAAACUCGGUCGCGUCAGACUAUCCUUUGACCCCAACCCUUUUGAUAGCGACUUUGAGCAAAGGCUUGUCUUGAACGACGGCUAUGUCAAGUACGCCGGCAAAGACAACGCCACAGCUAAACUCUGGGUCGAUGUAUUCAACCCUGUCGUGCACAUAGAAGUCGACAGCCCCGAGAAGAUUUCCGUCAAUGUCGCUUAUGAGAACUGGCGGUACGAGAACCGACCCAUUGUCAAUGAAGAGCGCAACCAGGGUUCCUGGGGCAUAUACACCUCCAAGAUUGCCAAUGGGACUACGUACGCGGAUAAAAUCAACUUCCAUGAGAACGGCGUGCUGAUGAGCCACCGUAACGAGAAGCUUGACCUAUGGAACUUUCAACUUAAGCAGCAGGGACUUGAGAAAUAUAGUGAUGAGAUGUACAAUCCGAUGCGCAACAACGAGUUUGGUAUUUUUGUUCACUCUGAGCAGCUCAAGCCUGGUGCUGUUACUGAUGGCCACUACGUCAAUACUACUUACAAGGCCUGGAAUCUUGAAACCAAGGCCCCUGGUAAAUCGUUCAGGGUCUCACUGUCCAUGUACCAGGCCCAGACCAAGGAUCAUGACGAGUGGUACAAGGGCCUCAAGAAGGUCAUCAAGUCAGCAAUCAAGCAUACUCAAGACGCCACUCUUACAUGGUGGCACGAAUAUUGGGCUCGAUCUUACAUCAUCAUAAACGAAGACAAGGGCGAAAAGGAUGUAGGAUUUCAGGUAGGAAAGAACUAUCAGAUAUGGCGCUUCCUCAUGGGCUGCAACGCUAAAGGCGCAUGGCCGACCAAAUUCAAUGGUGGUCUCUGGACUUUUGAUCCUGUCUUUGUCAACCCUUACCGACCUUACACACCCGAUUAUCGACGAUGGGGUGGAGGCACAUUCACUGCGCAGAACCAGCGUCUCUUAUACUGGCCCCUCUUGAGGUCUGGUGACUUUGAGACUUUGACGCAGCAGUUUGACUUUUAUAAGCGCAUCACGCCGAACGCGGUUCUAAGAGGAAAGGUAUAUCAGAAUAUCGAUGCAGCGUAUUUCCUGGAGCAGAUCGACAACACGGGUUUGUCCAAUGUCUUUGAGUAUAAUGCCCAGUGGUAUGAUGAUGAUGCCAACACACCUCGUCCUGACUUUUUUCCUGAUGGAGAGUUGUGGAAUGUUUGGUUAAAUCAUAUGCAGGAUACUGCCAAUGAGUUCGCCGACAUGAUCUUACAAGCCAACAUUUACUCAGGUUACGACGUCAAGCCUUAUCUCGAAUUCAUCGAGUACCAGCUCGCCUGGUUCGACAAGUACUACACUCGCGAAAUGCUCAAACGCAACCCUUGGCCAUUAACCGGCAUUGCUGGCAACGAGUCCCUUGUUAUCUAUCCUGGUUCAGCUGCUGAGACAUACAAAGAGGCAUACAAUCCUGUUUCUACCCUGGCUGGUCUACGCCAAGUCAUCAAAGAUCUCAUCAUCGUAGACGAGUUCACCCUUCAGAACAAGACGUACUACCAAAGAUACCUGGACAAGAUCCCGGGCAACACACUCCGCCAACAACAGGGACAUACCUGCAUUGCUCCCGCGGAAGCCUACACACGUGUUCAGAACAGUGAAGUACCCCAGUUGUACACCGUCUUCCCCUGGCCUGAAUACGGUCUUGGUCUUCCGAACCUCACACAUGCCAUCAACACAUAUCUGUACGACACAGAAACAGUCAUCUAUCACGGUAACAAUGGCUGGAAGCAAGAUGUCAUCUGGCUCGCACGUAUGGGCUUCACUGCCAACGCGACAGCCAUGACAGAAGAGCGAUACGCACCGAGCAAGGUGUGCAAGUUUCCUGUUUUCAAGGGUCCCAAUUUUGACUGGACACCUGAUCUGAACCACUAUGGGGCUGCAGCUAUUGGACUACAGGAACAACUUAUCCAGACUUUUGCAGGUGAUGAUAUCAGACUGCUUGCUGCGUGGCCUGAUAGUUGGGAUGUUCGGUUCAAAGUUUGGGCGCCUCAUAAUACUACAGUUGAGGGUGUUGUAAAGAAGGGAGACAUGAAAAAGCUUGUUGUUUUGCCAGAGUCUCGCAAAAAGGAUGUCAUCAUUGGGCAAGACUAG
Messenger RNA from Fusarium venenatum, 2280 nucleotides. Its product is annotated as Six-hairpin glycosidase-like protein. The record is from RefSeq and is a predicted model, not a curated record. Gene Ontology annotation, biological process: carbohydrate metabolic process. Lineage: Eukaryota; Fungi; Ascomycota; Sordariomycetes; Hypocreales; Nectriaceae.